Meyerozyma guilliermondii ATCC 6260 is the source of this 1437-nucleotide messenger RNA. RefSeq lists its product as uncharacterized. The record is from RefSeq and is a predicted model, not a curated record. NCBI's taxonomy places the organism in Eukaryota, Fungi, Ascomycota, Pichiomycetes, Serinales, Debaryomycetaceae. The transcript has a single exon. Bases 1 to 1437 code for a protein of 478 amino acids.
AUGGACUUCAACCUGUUUGGAGGAACUGGUGACUCAGGGACGCCUACCAGUACGGAAUCAGCACUUUAUCCAACCCUGACUACCACCUCGGAUUUUUCGGCCACAGGAACUCCCUCGUUCACUUCGUCUUCCGCCACCGAUGCCGCUUCCAAAACCAGUCUGGGGUUAUCGGCAACAUCGUCUUUGGUCGCUAGCUCGCUGAGGCGGCCGCAACCUUCGUCUAGCACCGCCUAUUCAGCAUCCAUUUUUCUGUCAUCGAGCACGUUUUCGCUGACUGUGAAAUCUUCCACUAGCUCGUCUUCGUUUAGCACCACCACCAGCUCCACCAGCUCCGAAACCAGCUCCAGCACCAGCUCCAGUACUAGCAUCAGAAGCUCCACCUCGAGCUCAUUCACUUCUUCGUCAAUUCUGUCGUCACUGGUUUCGUCAUCAUCAUCAUCAUCAUCAUCGAAGUCAUCGUCAUCUUCUCUGUCGGUGACUUCUUCGUCUUUCACCACUUUGUCGUCGUCUGCCCUGCGGUCUCUGAGGUCCCGCUCACACGCAUCGCUGACUUCUAUGGCCGAAUCUUCGGACGAAACCACCACAUCCUCACUGACUUCCUCAACCACUUCUUCCCGUUCGUCGGCCUCCAUAACCUCGUCGUUUUCCGCUCAUUCCACCACUUACACCCUGGGCGACAAGACCAUCACCUCGUUCGUGACUGCUGAGCCCACGGCGUCGGCGUCGUCCUCUGGAGACUCCGGCAAACUGUCGUCUUCACCUAAAAUUAUCGGCGGAGUUGUGGGGUCUGUCGGCGGAAUAAUUGUUCUCAGUGCCUUGGCGGUGCUCUUCGUGUACCUCCGGCGCCGCAACCGCAAAAACAUCAACCCGUCGCCGGACUUUUCAGAAAACAAUUCCGGAGACCUGAACCCAUUUUCCGAGAAAUUCGGGUUGAAAAUGCCGUUUUCGUCGUCAAAGCGCUCUUCGGGCGGCGGAGCUUUAGCUGGCAUGGACGACAUAGAACGCCAGGUGGACCAGCGAGCAAACAGCACCGCACAAAAUACUGUGGGCGAAGAAUCUGGAGACUUUGCUUACCGAGGAGUCACUAAUAGUAACAAUUUGGACUCGGUUUUCCGACCCACCGCCACAAAUUCCAGCGGUACCAACACCGCCGCAGCAGCAUCUCGAUUCAAUUCGAUUUCUAGACCUUUGGGAACCACAUACGAGGACCAGGACGGAUUUGAGUUUUCGCAGCCAGAACAAGAUCCGGGGUUUGAGCCGCGACUUGGCUCUGGAGCAGGUCAAAAUGAAGCACCAACAAACCAAGCACCGCCGUAUCCCACCGGCCAUUCCCGAGGUCCAUCGGAAGACUUUGCGCACUUUAAUCCGGCCGAUUACCAUCUCGGCGAAGACAAUAAUGAUUCCACCGCCAAUUCGCGGUUCAAGGAAGACAUCUAG